This is a messenger RNA of Brassica napus (rape), 2235 nucleotides long. RefSeq names its product probable WRKY transcription factor 49. The transcript has 3 exons. Gene Ontology annotation, molecular function: sequence-specific DNA binding; DNA-binding transcription factor activity. Lineage: Eukaryota; Viridiplantae; Streptophyta; Magnoliopsida; Brassicales; Brassicaceae. The coding region runs from base 767 to 1756 and encodes 329 amino acids. The record is from RefSeq and is a predicted model, not a curated record. Gene Ontology annotation, biological process: regulation of DNA-templated transcription.
ACCAGUCAUACCCUUAAUGGUAGUGUUAUAGGUCGUUGCAAGUUCAAAAAUGACAAAAACGCAUUAUUGCCUCUUCUUUUCGAAAUAAAAUUUAAAAAUAAAAUAUAUUUCUUAUGUUUCACAGUGUGUGUUAAUUUGACAUUUUCUUUUAUUAAACUAAGAGUUUUAGUAUUUCAAUGCAUUUUAUAAUUACUUUUAAUUUGAUAUUGAUUACAAAUUAUAUUGAUUUUAUAAAUUAUUUUAUUUAUUUCAAAUACUACUGAUUAAAUAGAUAUAACUAAAAAUAAAUAAAUACAUUCUUAAUACGUGUGAAAAUAUGAAAAUAUCACUUUUUGUGAAACUGAGAAAUUUUUUGUCUGAACUUUGAUCUCAGCACAUGGCAUUUCAUCAAAGUUGAAUAAGAGACACUUCGUACCAAGCUGCUUCAAGGAUCCAACGAAUAGCUAAAGGUUUGUUAACGAUCCCUGGCUACAAUCCCAGAGACGUCAUAAAUAGCACCAGCUACUCCUAUUUUUGCUACUUGGCAUAUUGGCUUUUCAUUUUACUCAAAAAUGUAUUACAAAUAAAUUACUAAACACAGAUAGAGACGAUUCAUUUUAGUAUUAUAUAUGUAAAUUAGUAUUGAGUAUUGACUAGACCCGUCAAUAAAGUUUGAAUAUAAAUUCAACACACCUUUAUCUUUAAAUAACAAGAAUCUCUCAUUUUAUUCCUCUUUAUCCCUUCACCUGCUCCGCUGCUCGUAUCUGUUUUCUUGUCCCAUACUCAUAUGGCAGAAAAAGAUGUCUCUGAGUGGAAGACAAGGUAUGGAAGCCGCGUCCUUGACGAGCCUUUUGUUAAUGAGCCACAUCUCUUCUUUCAGCCUCAAGAACAGCAUCUUAGGCUCAUGCCAACGGAAAAUUCCAUCAUCAACAAGUUAGUCUCAUCAAAGUUCGACUCCGGUCCAAGACUCCAAGAUAUUGCAAACGCUCUAGCCAUUGUUGAACCCCUAGCCCACCCAGUCCGACAAAUCUCCGAAUCAACGUUCCCAAAAUUGGGAAGGAAUACUUUGAGCAAGGUGGAUAGGUAUACAUUAAAGGUGAAGAACAACUCUAAUGGAAUGAGUGAUGAUGGAUACAAAUGGAGAAAGUAUGGUCAGAAAUCCAUAAAAAAUAGCCCCAAUCCAAGGAGUUAUUUCAAGUGCACAAACUCAAUAUGCAAUGCAAAGAAACAAGUGGAGAGAUCAAUUGAUGACCCUAACACAUAUAUCAUCACCUACGAGGGUUUCCAUUUGCACUUCACCUAUCCUUUCUUCUUAUCCAAUUGCACACAUAGAUCCAAUAAAAAACCCAAAAUACAUAAUGAUGCUCAAUAUAAAGCCCAUUUUGAAAUCAAUCCUAAAUCUCAAACCCAAGAAAAACACAAACAAACCAAACUAGUCAAACCAGACUACCAAAAUUGUAUGGCCUAUGAAGCCGAUGGAAACACACCGGCAAACCUGGAAGAUGAAUUUUUCCCCCUACUUAUUCAGGACCGGCAGCAACAAGGUCUUCUUGAAGAUGUGGUGGCUCCGGCAAUAAAAAAUAUUCCGACCAAUGAUGGUGUUUUGGCAGCUUCUCGGUCUUCACUAUCGUCUUAUACUUCCUCAACAUGCUCUUUUUCUCUGACCGAUUCACCACCCCUCUCUCCAUCUUACUUUAAGUUGGACUCCCAGUUUUUUAACAUCGGCUUUAGUGAUGAAAUAGUUCAAUCGGAUCUUGUAAACUUCAAGCAUUUAUGAUAUUUGUAUUAAAUAUAUGUUUGUAUGUAUCGGGAAAUUGUUGUUUUUUGCUUUAGUCUUUCCGGAUCAAUAUAGAUGUUCUUUGGGACAGUUGGCAAACUAAUUUUUUUCUGAUGGAGACUCAUCAUACCAAAGGUGUUAUCCGUUGGCAUCGGAACAAACGAAGACUCUCUUGGCGGGCUUUGCAUACAGAUGGUUAUUUUAUACAAAAUAGCAUGUAAGAAUAUAUAUUUCUACUUAAACGAUAUGAGAUAUCUACUUAAAUGACAUAAUGUAAGAUAUAUCUUCCAUCAAAAUCUAAUCAAAGAUCAACUUCACUCAAUGUGAAUCAAACCGUUCAAUAGGCUUAACCAUUGAUAUAAAGGAUCUUAACUUUCAGGAAAUUUGAACGAUCGAGACAAGUGACUCAAAUCAAAGCCCAAACUAAAGUCAUCAAAUUAUUCAAGCUGCUGUAGAAACUAUAUAACAAAUAGUUUUUU